AAUAACCAAUGUGGAAUUCUUGGGGGUUCUGCUCAAAAUAUUCACCUGCCACCUGAUUUACCUAGUACAUCUGAGCCUGUAAGUGAUAUUAAAAAAUAUAUUUCAAAAUGCCCCUCAGAUGCCUCUAGUAAUUUUUACUUAUAUUCUAAUCAGGAUUGGCAAGUUACUAGUAUUUGGUAUCACAAGAAACAUUGUGGAAUUAAUAAAGUUCAAAACUUUAUGAAGGAUAUUGGAAAUAAAGUUAAAGUAAAACUUCUCGACAGAAUUCUAACUAAUUACUCUGGAAGAAAAACCACAGCCCAAAUUCUUCAAGAUGCAGAUAUUCCUGAAGAUGCAAUUAUGAAAAUUACUGGUUAUAAAAGCUCCCAAGGUGUACGAGCAUAUAAAAAUAUUAAUGAGCAACAGCACAUUAACAUAAUGAGAACUUUAAUCAACAUAAUUGAACUAUUAACCGACUCAAAAAAUAUUAUAAACCAAGACCCUUCUGUUAUAUUUGCCGAAUCUACCAGUUCUUAUAUAAAUGUUAACUCAUUUUCUGCGCAAGGUACAAUACCAAUUGGUCAGGGCCAAAUCGCUA
This is a messenger RNA of Racocetra persica, 577 nucleotides long. The record is from the annotation of a GenBank genome assembly. NCBI's taxonomy places the organism in Eukaryota, Fungi, Glomeromycota, Glomeromycetes, Diversisporales, Gigasporaceae.